AGAGAGGGUGGCACAAGACCCGGGUUACCACUGCCGAGAACCCGCACAGCCCGGGGCGGCCGCCUGCCGAAGGCCUGGUGCACGGCUCUGCUCCGUCCGGGGCCGUGGGGGGCACGAGGGUGGGACCGGGGCUGGGCUUGGAGCCCUGUCCGCAUGUGUUCCCUGCCCCUCCCUCGCGGCUUGGGGUCAGGCUCAAGGCCAGGCGCGUGGGGCCUGGGCCCUGGGGCGUUUGCAAGGGCAGGGCACACAGCCUCGUCCUGGCUGCCUCAGACCCACCUGCCCGCCUAGGGCGGCUCCUCCUCCCAGAAGCCUGAGCAGCCCCCGGGGAGCUUGGAUGACCUCGGCCUGCCGGGACUGGUGGCCAGUGGGGGCACUGCUGCCGGGAGCCGUCAGCCCAAACCAAGCCCCCAGGCCCCGGCUACCCCAGCCCGGGCUGUGCCGCCUGCGUGGGUGGCCAACCCCCCUCGUCCAGUCAUGGGGGAGUCUGCACUGGGCGGCGAGUGCAUGGCCCAGUCCCCAUCGGUCCCCGUGGGCUGCGGGUCACCAGGGGCUUCCCCAUUAGCAGAAAGGGUUGUCCUGACCCCGGGACCCGCUGGCAGGUCGUGACCCUGAGGAUUGAGGGGACAGUUGUGGGAUUUUCUCCCUGAGGAAACAGGAUGCCGGCUGGUUACUUGGCCAGAUGCAGAGCCUGAGCCCCCGCCUCCCCUGGACGUGCUGACCCGGGGGCGGGGGUGGACCUGCCCUGGGGAGACCCCGGCCGGCCAGCCCAGCCCCCUCCUCUGACCUGCUGGGGAGGCCCCGGCAGCUUUGAUCCAGCCUGCUGGCCGGCGGGAGGAGGGGCUCCUUUAAGCAGCUCUCCCGCCAGAGUGGGCCCUGCCCUGCCCCGCCCCUGUGACCCUCUGGCCAGUGUCUUCUGUGCUCCUGGGCCUUUGCCCCUCCCCGCCCCCUCCGCUAGCCCCUGCCCUGUGCUGACCACAGAGGGGCCCGGCAGGGGAGGGGCCGGCGCCACAUGCAGACUGGCUCCAGGCUGGAGAGGCCCCGACCUAACCCAGCCCCUGGCGCUGUGGUGUCCCGACCAAGCAUCUGCCCUGGGCUCCCCCCUCGGGGGCCGGGGAGAGCCCCGGGGAGCAGCCAGGGGCCCGGGAAGGUAGAUGCCUUCAGGGAGGAGGCUCGGCAGGGCCUGAGGAGGGCCUGGUGGUCACGUCCCCUGGCCCCCGGCCCGGCGGUCCCCAUGCUGGCCCCGAGGCCACUCCUGCUGCUGCUCCUCGUGCUUGGGCCGACCUCGGGGGCCAGCAUGCCGCCGGGACCCAGGAGCCAUCCGGGCAUGUGCCCCAACCAGCUCAGCCCCAACCUGUGGGUGGACGCCCAGAGCACCUGUGAGCGUGAGUGCAUCGGCGACCAGGACUGCGCCGCUGCCGAGAAGUGCUGCACCAACGUGUGCGGGCUGCAGAGCUGCGUGGCGGCGCGCUUCCCCGACGGCGGCCCCACCGCACCCGCGCCGCCUGCCUCCUGCGAGGGCUUCGCGUGCCCCCAGCAGGGCUCCGACUGCGACAUCUGGGAUGGGCAGCCUGUGUGUCGCUGCCGGGACCGCUGUGAAAAGGAGCCCAGCUUCACCUGUGCCUCGGAUGGCCUCACCUACUACAACCGCUGCUACAUGGACGCCGAGGCCUGCCUGCGUGGCCUCCGCCUGCGCGUCGUGCCCUGCAAGCAUGUGCUCAGCUGGCCGCCCAGCAGCCCGGGGCCGCCCGAGACCACGGCCCGCCCACCGCCUGGGGCCGCGCCCGUGCCGCCCGCGCUCUACAGCAGCCCCGCCCCUCAGGCCGUGUUCGAGGGUGGCACGGCCAGCCUGCACUGCGACGUCAGCGGCCGCCCGCCGCCCGCCGUGACCUGGGAGAAGCAGAGCGACCAGCAGGAGACCCUCAUCAUGCGGCCGGACCAGAUGUACGGCAACGUGGUGGUGACGAGCAUUGGGCAGCUGGUGCUGUACAACGCGCGGCCCGAGGACGCCGGCCUCUACACCUGCACCGCCCGCAACGCUGCCGGCCUGCUGCGCGCCGACUUCCCGCUGUCCGUGGUGCGGCGCGACGCAGCCCGGGACGCAGCGCCUGCGCCCUCUGCCCCAGCUAAGUGCCUGCCCGACCCGCGGGCCUGCGCCGGCGCGCCCUCCGGCCUGGUGCUCUGGCACUUCGACCCACAGCGCGGGGGCUGCAUGACCUUCCCCGAGUGCGGCUGCGACGGCGGCGGCCGGGGCUUUGAGACGUACGAGGCGUGCCAGCAGGCCUGCGCCCGGGGCCCCGGUGACGCCUGUGUGCUGCCCGCCGUGCAGGGCCGCUGCCAGGGCCAGGAGGCGCGCUGGGCCUACAGCCCACUGCUGCAGCAGUGCCACCCGUUCGUGUAUGGCGGCUGUGAGGGCAACAGCAACAACUUCGAGAGCCGCGCGAGCUGCGAGGACGCCUGCCCCGUGCCGCGCACGCCGCCCUGCCGGGCCUGCCGCCUGCGGAGCAAGCUGGCACUGAGCCUGUGCCGCAGCGACUUCGCCAUCGUGGGGCGGCUCACAGAGGUGCUGGAGGAGCCCGACGUGGGGGGUGGCGGCAUCGCCCGCGUGGCCCUGGACGAGGUGCUCAAGGACGACAAGAUGGGCCUCAGGUUCUUGGGCACCAAGUACCUGGAGGUGACGCUCAGCGGCAUGGACUGGACCUGUCCCUGCCCCAACGUGACGGCCGGCGACGGCCCGCUCGUCAUCAUGGGGGAGGUGCGAGACGGUGUGGCCGUGCUGGAUGCAGGCAGCUACGUCCGCGCCGCAAGCGAGAAGCGCGUCAAGAAGAUCUCAGAGCUGCUGGAGAAGAAGGCCUGCGAGCUGCUGAAUCGCUUCCAGGACUAGCCCCCCGCACCCCCAACCCCUCGCCCGUGUCCGCUCCGCCUACCCCACCCCACCCCCCUGAAUAAAGCCUGUGUUCUCCA
Nyctereutes procyonoides (raccoon dog) is the source of this 2961-nucleotide messenger RNA. RefSeq names its product WAP, follistatin/kazal, immunoglobulin, kunitz and netrin domain containing 1 (gene WFIKKN1). Bases 1010 to 2881 code for a protein of 623 amino acids. Gene Ontology annotation, molecular function: transforming growth factor beta binding; serine-type endopeptidase inhibitor activity; receptor antagonist activity. Lineage: Eukaryota; Metazoa; Chordata; Mammalia; Carnivora; Canidae. Gene Ontology annotation, cellular component: extracellular region. The transcript has 2 exons. Gene Ontology annotation, biological process: negative regulation of transforming growth factor beta receptor signaling pathway. The record is from RefSeq and is a predicted model, not a curated record.